UUCACCAAAAUAACGAAUUUGUUUAUCGAGCGAGAAACACCCCAAUCGUUCAGGUUUGCAAUCUUUUACCAUUCCGGAAGGUACUGGUCCGAAAAAGUGAGUUUCUAAGCGAGGAAAAAUGGCCCAACCGUACGUGAUUCGGGUGAUGGAAGAGAUGGGCAUCGGAUCCGACGGUGGAUUCAUUCCGAUCGCCAACGACGAAAACCGGAAACUGUUGGAUUACGUGAAUCGGUUGGGGGAUCGGAAAACGGCCCACGCCAACAAGGUGCAAGCGAGUGACCAGCGAAUUUCGAACCUGAGGGGCCAUCUGAAGAAUGCCAAAGUGGAAUUUGAUCAAAAUUUGAAUCUCCUCGCGGCGGACAAAAGUCAGGUGGACACCGAACAUGGGCUGCUCAAGCUGUCGGAGAACGAAAGUGGUCGGCUGCGAACCCUUCGCAAGGAAAUGGAACACCAGAAAAGCGAACUCGGAUGUCACGAUGAGCGGGCACAAAAGGAACUAAAACGGUUGGCUGCCAACAUGGAACGUUUCACCGAGCGAAUCAAAUGGGCGAAAGCUGCGCUGACCGAGUGGCAGGAGGUGAUGGAGAAUGGCGAGGAAACGAACAAGCUGAUCGCCAAAUACUGCAAGUUGGACACCUUCCGAGCGGAAACCCUGGAUGCACGACGCAAAAUUCUCGAAGACAAGGUGGCGAAAAGGCGCAUUGUACUGGUAAACUUGGCCGAGGAAUACCGCUCGUUGGAACAGGUGCUGGAACGAACAUCGCAGUUGUACCGCCAAGCGCACAUCGAACGUCGACACUUGGUACUGACAUGGAAGGAAGCGGUGAAGCAUAUGAAUCAAAGAGAGGAAGAUAUUAAAGAAGUGGAAAGGGACGUUGAAUACGCUCGAGAGGUGAGCGAUAUGUUGAAUGAAAAUUUGAAGGCACAAACUGAGUUCCUGGAGGAACAAGAACGGAACAAUCGAAUUAUCGAAAUCGGAAUAGCAGACUUGAACGUGGAGGUUUCGAAACUGAGGAACCGAAUGACUAUGCUAACAGAUUCCGUUCAAUUGAAGACUAACGAGUAUCAAGUUGUGCGUAAAACGGUGCAGAAUUUAUCAAACAAACUAACAGGAAUGAGGAACAAGAACAGACAGGCUCUCAAGGAGGAGGCUGACAAACAAAAGCAGACUCAUGAAAAUUUGCGUUUGCUGGAAGCUUUGAAGGAUAAACUGGAGAAUUUCAAAAACAAAAAUUUGUGUGCUCAAGAGCGACUUCGGCAGGUAAAUGAAAUCAUUGACCAGGAAGAGAAGACGAUGAAGGCUUUAAAUUAUGAAACAACCAGAUUAUCUUCAGCACUGUAUAGAGCACAGACACAGCUGGUUGGUUUUAAAGAUGAGGAAUCGUUACUGCAAGUGGAGCUGCAGAGUUUGGAUACCGGGAUCGAUAAGAUCAGAGCUGCAAUGCGAAAUCAAGAGAAGGAAAUCAUACGCCAAACAGAAAUAUCAUACAAUGUCGACUACAGCAUUGAAAAGGUGGAGGAAAGAAUCGCAAAUAUGAAGGGAGAAGAUAAACAAGAGGGUGCUAAUCUAUCGCAUGCCAGGUUAGCUCAGGCAGAAGCGAUAUUGUUGGGGAAAAAGCAAAAUUAUGCAUUACUUCAGACGCAAAUUUCCAAAAUUAAUAUCGAUUUUCGUCAUUUGGAUGUGAUUUAUCAACAAGAUUGCGCCGAAAUCGAGCGUAUUAUAGGAAAGUUGAAAGAAAAAACACUGAUUGUUGAAGGUGGAGAGAAGAAGUUGAAGCAAUGUACAGUUGAAAACCAGGAAAGAUUGGUGGAAAAGAGCUUGCUGAAAAUGCGCAUUCAACAGAUGGAAAAAAAUUUGGACAAACAGAACGAUAAACUCUAUACACUCGAGCGUCAUCGCAUGGAACUGGAAACGGCUAUCAAUGAGCGACUUAUAGAUAUUCGUUCGCAAAAAGAUUGUUUACUACUUAAGAAGAAAUAUCUCCAAGAAGAAAGAGCACAGCUGAAGGCCGAUAUUACUGAGCGAACCAUGAAAAUAGAGCAACUGAAAAAUCGAUAUGAUCUGUCGUUGGAUUUAUUGGGAAAGAAUGAUGAUGGUUCAAUUGUAACGGCUACCCAAAUAAAAAUUCAAAACGCUCAGGAAAAGUACAUGCUUUUACGGCAAGGAAGUGAACUAAACGUUAAAAUUCUUCGUGCUGAGGAAGAUUUGAAAGCAUUGGAAAACACGUUGAAAUUGAUGAACUUUUCAAAUGAUAGCUAUAAAAGAGGGUUCCAGAAAAUGGACGAGGAUAAUCCGGAUAUCCAACAGAUGAACGUAAUCCAGAAUGAUUACUGCAAAGCACUGGCUGCUUUGAAGAACGUUCGAGCCGAUUUGGCACACAAUACGGAAAACCUACAUGAUUUAAACGAACAGAGCGAAGCAAACGAUAAAGCGUUGGAGGCGGUCCAAAAAACGCGGUUGGAUAACAACGAUGUUUUGUUGAAGAUACAGAAGGAAUUGCUGGAUCAGAAGACAAAAAUACAACGCGCCGAGCGUGAACUUCGACUAGCGAUCAAAGCGGCCAAAGCAAAGACCAAUGACGAAGAUCUGCUGUUGACGUUCCAGAAAGAUUUGAACCUGAAGGAGGUCGAAGAGCGAAACAAUAUGGCCACCCAGCAGUUGGCGGAUCUGUUGUCGUUUGCACCGGAACUAAUCCCAACGGUUAAUAAAUAUUUCAACGAGAAAGGGCUUCGACUGCCGGUGAUUCGUCGGUCUAAGAGUCAGAUAUCGUGGCACAGUGACAUUUCACCGGUUUCCGAUUACAGCGGUCACGUCGAGAGCGUUUCUUCCAAGCUGAUGACAAAAACGACUGUAGGGUCUGCCUCCACACAUUCAUCGGAUUCUUCGGAUAAUAUAGCUAAAUCGUUCGACAAUCGCAUGAGUGCUGGGCUUUCGGUGAUACUGAUAGACUUUCCGGGAUCGAACUCGAAACAGAGAUUGAGCAAGAAAUAACAACUUUCUUGGAGCACUAUUUCUUUCAGAUUAAACGCUAUUAAAACCAAUACAACAUGCUAUAGGAUUAUUAUCAUUUUAUACUGACGAUUAUCAUCAAAUUUUAUUCGCUUGCAAUUUUUUGUACAACAGAACCACACACGCGGCUUUCGAACGUGUGAUAGUUAGGUAAAAACUAGUAGUAUUCUUCCGCUUAUAGUCCUUUCUUAGCACUAGGAAACAAACAUAAAAAGAGUUGAACGUUCACAUUCAGUUGUUUAUCGUGUGGUAUUCUGUAUCUUUGUUUUUCCUUUAAUUUUAUUUUGAGUGACCACGAAGAAUUUUCCGAGUUCCAUCAAUAUUUUCGUUUAUUGAUACAAGUAAAUAUGUGUUUGCUGCUAAACUUGUUCAUAACACAUCCUACUGCUUAUGUGAAAUAUACCGAGAAACACAUUAUAGCUCAAAAUAAAUUCAAGGGUAAAUAUGACCCUUUCAACUAACCACACACACAUCUCUUAGGCUUAAGCUAGGCUAGGUCUACAUUACGUGAAUGGAACUGACUUGCAGUUUUUAUUGUUUUGCCUUGAUUAUUCGAACAACAACUGCGUACAUAAGAUCUUCUGAAUAAUUUAAUCACGUUACGCUGUCCGAGAAAAUGUACAAUGUACAUAUCACUAAUUCGUUAGUAGAUUUUUUUUCUUUUCUUGUUGAGUGGUAUCCUAAUGUCAAACCGACAAGACUACUUUUGUUAAAUUUCCAACAUAGUACAAGUGUUUCUUUGUCUUCUCCUAUUUUCAAAAAGAUUAAAUGCAAAUGAUUUCUUUACCUUUGUUACGAUGCUGUACAAGUUAAGGUUUUUUUUCCUACCAUCAUCUCUAAGUUUUGUCAAAAGCGAUUAACUUGAUUUACGUUACAAAUGUAGCUCAGAAAAAUGGUAAUCUGAAUUUGAAACAGUUAUUUGUUUGGAUCCUGUGACAGGUUUAAAAUGGUUUUCAUUUGAUAGAGAAUUAAGAAACAUCGUAUAAGAUGUUGAAGCUACUUUAUCGCGGUUACUAGAACAUAAGAUUCUACUUUCUUCAGGAAUUGGGAGAUUGCACUAUUGGUAGGUUAUUCUAUACGACGGGGUUAAACAUGUUGAGGUUAUUUUCUACAUCAGGAUAUAAUUUGGCUAUUUCAAGUAAUAGAGGUAUAAGUUCAAGG
This is a messenger RNA of Uranotaenia lowii, 4171 nucleotides long. It is a transcript of the gene Ccdc39, whose product is annotated as coiled-coil domain-containing protein 39. Gene Ontology annotation, cellular component: axoneme. Gene Ontology annotation, biological process: cilium-dependent cell motility; cilium movement; inner dynein arm assembly. The transcript has 3 exons. The coding region runs from base 119 to 2992 and encodes 957 amino acids. Lineage: Eukaryota; Metazoa; Arthropoda; Insecta; Diptera; Culicidae. The record is from RefSeq and is a predicted model, not a curated record.